AUGUUUCGGUUGCUUGCAGGCGGUGCCCGCAACCCGUUCAUUCGUCACUCGUCGUCGCUGGUGCAGUUUCCCACCGGUCAGUCGACCCCCAAACCGACUUUGGGCCAAUUCAAAUGGCCCAUCGCCAAUACCCUCUUGAUUGCCGCUACCACCGCCGCCAUCCUCAAUGCUGUCUACUACAAGCUUGAGGCGGACGAACGUGAAACGGCUUUGCUGGAAAAGGCAGCGUUGUUGGAGCAGCGCAUCCAACAGUUGGUCGAUGAGAAGAAGCAAGUUGUGGCGGAGGAGUCCGCUCGCAAGAACAAGAGCUGGUGGAAGUUCUGGUAA
This is a messenger RNA of Diutina rugosa, 327 nucleotides long. RefSeq lists its product as uncharacterized. The transcript has a single exon. Bases 1 to 327 code for a protein of 108 amino acids. The record is from RefSeq and is a predicted model, not a curated record. Lineage: Eukaryota; Fungi; Ascomycota; Pichiomycetes; Serinales; Debaryomycetaceae.